Messenger RNA from Neurospora crassa OR74A, 840 nucleotides. RefSeq lists its product as hypothetical. Bases 1 to 840 code for a protein of 279 amino acids. NCBI's taxonomy places the organism in Eukaryota, Fungi, Ascomycota, Sordariomycetes, Sordariales, Sordariaceae. The record is from RefSeq and is a predicted model, not a curated record. The transcript is spliced from 3 exons.
AUGACUUCCCAGUGGGUUUGCUGCCAGUGCCUCGCUACUGGGCGAACCGGCGACCACUGCGACUGGGUGCUUCACGAGGAACCCUACUCUGCUGCUGCCCUCGAAGCACUCCAGCAGCAGUGGUCGUCGUUUGACGAUGAGUACGUAGUCACCGAGGACGAUGGAGAGAUCGUGGUCUUCUGCAACCACAAGAGAUGCGAAGGCUGCCCGGUCUGGCAUCCCCAGCACCAGCCCCAGCCCCAGCCUGCCGUGCCCCAAGUUGCCCCGCCACAGCCGGUCAUGUUUCCCCAGCCGCCGCCCUGGCUUUGGCCUCCUCAGCCGAGGAACAACGUUCCGCGUGUCUCCAACACCAUCUUCGGCGACCUCGCGGCGGCGAGGGGAGAAGCAAAGCGCCCUCGCUCCGGCUCCGACAGCAGCAGCAGCAGUAGCAGCAACAGCAACAACCUCAGCCCUCCCUCCAAAAAGAGGAAGCUGUCUGCGUCCGGCCCCGGCCUCCCCUCCUCUGGCGAGGAAGAGGAAGAGGAAGAGGAAGAGGACGAAGAAGAAGACGAAGACGAAGGCGAAGAAGAAGAAGAAGAAGAAGAAGAAGAAGAAGAAGAAGAAGAAGAAGACAACGACGAUGACUGGGGCUCCGGCCCCGACUCUCGCCCUGGUCCUGACCCCGGCCCGGGCCCCGGCUCGUCUGGCGCUGGGAGUGGCUCCCUCUCAGGCUCCGAUUCUGGCCAAAGGAAGGUAUACAACAAACGCCUUCUUCUGGUCAGGGCCGGGCGCCGCGAAGGGGGUACACGACGACGACAAGCUCGGCCGCAGACGGGAAAGCCGCCCCUUGUUUUGUGGUGA